Penicillium vulpinum is the source of this 1176-nucleotide messenger RNA. RefSeq names its product putative C2H2 transcription factor (Con7). The coding region runs from base 1 to 1176 and encodes 391 amino acids. NCBI's taxonomy places the organism in Eukaryota, Fungi, Ascomycota, Eurotiomycetes, Eurotiales, Aspergillaceae. The transcript has 3 exons. The record is from RefSeq and is a predicted model, not a curated record. Gene Ontology annotation, biological process: regulation of DNA-templated transcription.
AUGGACAACCGGCCCGCUUCCGAGUACGCACAGCCAGGUUCGAACCACCACCCAAACACCGUGACCGACGCACCUUCUGAACAAAAACCUGCAGACCAAACUUCUGCUGCUGCUGCUCACUACACCCCGCAACCUGAGGCUCGUCCUACGCCGCAGUAUACGCCGCAACCUGAGGUCCGACCUAAUCUUCCCGCGGCCAACACCCCUCAAUCGGAUUACGGUCUGAAUCCUCCGACCGCCCGCUCGCCUGCCUAUCAGGACUACCUUCACCGUCCUCCUCAAUCCUACGCCCCCAACUCCCAACCCGGUGGUGCGGCAGGUAUGGCUCAAGCAACAAGUCCGUUCAACACCUUGCCUGCGGGCCCGCGCAGUCCGCACUCCAAGUCUGACGCGCCCGUUCCUAUAGAUCCUUCGCUCCCGGCCAACAGCCCCACCUAUCCUCCCCCUUAUUCUCCUUAUCAGCCUCAGGGGCAUGAGAUGGCGCAGUAUCAGGGUCACCCCCCUCCGCCUCAACACAUGUACGCGCGUCCGGAUUGGCCUCACAGCUAUGGACAGCAACAUCAUGGAUUGCCGGGACCUUAUGCUUCCCCGGCCACAACGGUUGGUUCUACCUCUCCUGUUGCUGCACUAGGGCGAGCUCCAAAGGUCUAUUCAUUUGUCCCAAUUCCUGGUGCACAACAGCAUAAGCGUCCUCGUCGUCGUUAUGAGGAAAUUGAGCGCAUGUAUAAGUGUGGAUGGAAUGGAUGUGAGAAAGCAUAUGGUACUCUAAACCAUUUGAAUGCACACGUGACUAUGCAAUCACACGGUGCAAAGCGCACUCCUGAGGAAUUCAAGGAAAUCCGCAAGGAAUGGAAGGCUCGCAAGAAGGAGGAAGAGGCUCAGCGCAAGGCUAUUGAGGAGCGUGAGCGUGCUGCCGCUCAGGCUGCCCAGGCCAACCAGGUCGAACCUCCCAACCCAUCUGACCCAUCCCAUGGACAGCCGCCUGCCUAUGCCGGCGGAGUCCGUCCUCAACUUCCUCCGAUCGGAUACCAGCCCGCGGAUAGUCAGGUCCCCGGCCAAUAUGGUGGCCCUCCUGGCAGUGGUAUGGUCUAUCAGAACAAUGGACAGAUGGCAUACCCUCCCAACUACCCUCACUCUCCCUACCAGAGCGGACCCGUGUACCCGCAACGUGAGUAA